GUAACCACAGGUUCCUUCACCAGCAUUUUUAAAGGGCCGGGUUGUUUUUCCUGAAAUGAGUUUGGUGCUUAGAAAUCUGCAGCGAGCCAUCCCCCUCAGGAGAGCGCCACUCCGCAAGAAGAUGGAGAUAGUAAGGAAUAUUUUAGGAGUGCAGAAGUUCGACCUGGGGAUCAUCUGUGUUGACAACAAGAAUAUUCAGCACAUUAAUAGAGUCUACAGAGAGAGAAAUAUCCCAACCGACGUGCUUUCUUUUCCAUUUCAUGAGAAUCUGAAAGCAGGUGAAAUUCCCCAGCCAGAUUUUCCAGAUGACUAUAACUUGGGAGACAUUUUCCUAGGAGUGGAGUAUAUCUUCCAGCAGUGCAAGGAAAAUGAAGAUUACUAUGACAUCCUGACUGUGACUGCCACCCAUGGGCUCUGUCACCUGCUGGGCUUCACACACAGCACAGAGGCCGAGUGGCAGAAGAUGUACCAGAAGGAGAAGCAGGUUCUCGAGGAGCUGAGCUGGCGGACCGGUACCAGGCUCCAGCCCCUGAGCAGGGGCCUCUUCUGAGGAUCGAGGCCCAGGACGGCACCCUGGUAUCGCAGGGUGCUCCAGAACACAGGGACACAGUGGCUGGAAGACAGACCCCUCCCUUUGGGCUCUGAGGAUCAGGGACUGCCCCAAACUGAGGGCCCUGCUGGUCACUGCUGUCCUGUGGGGCUGCAGAAGUGCCAGCCCACGCUGGGGCUAAAUUUCCCGAGUGGAACCUGACCAAGUACAAGAGAAAUUUCCAUUCAUUAUUUAGAACACAGCAGACGUGUUCUUUCAGUAUUGUAAAUAAAAUAGUUCUAAACUCUCAG
Ceratotherium simum simum (southern white rhinoceros) is the source of this 840-nucleotide messenger RNA. RefSeq names its product ybeY metalloendoribonuclease (gene YBEY). Gene Ontology annotation, biological process: rRNA processing. Gene Ontology annotation, molecular function: metalloendopeptidase activity. The record is from RefSeq and is a predicted model, not a curated record. NCBI's taxonomy places the organism in Eukaryota, Metazoa, Chordata, Mammalia, Perissodactyla, Rhinocerotidae.